GCUGCCUUACGGCACCUGCGUCAAAGUCCGCUUACUUUACUCAAGACUGGUGGUGACUGAAGUGCUUACAGAUUUGGAGGCAUUUGGAUGUAGGUGAGCCGCCUCAUUCGUGCUCUCCGUACCCCCUUCCCACGUCUAUCGCCCGGACGGCCACUGACUACGGUCGGUGUCCUCCCCGCGGUACCCGAAUCAUGCCUGUCCCCGCUGGAUACCUCCGUAACACCCCCAUGGCCUUCACAUCCUCGACCUCGCUUAUCCCGGCUCCCCCGAUCAACACCCACCAGCCCGGGGUUGUCGCCUCGCUUCUGUACAGCGGCUCCAAGUUCCGAGGACACCAGAAGAGCAAAGGCAACUCCUACGAUGUCGAGGUUGUUUUGCAGCAUGUGACCAUGGAAGCCUCAUACUUGUGUGGGUACUUGAAGAUCAAAGGGUUGACAGAGGAGUACCCCACUCUGACUACGUUCUUUGCUGGGGAGAUCAUCAGCAGGAAGCGUCCAUUUCUAACCAGGAAGUGGGAUGCAGAUGAGGAUGUGGAUCGCAAGCACUGGGGCAAAUUCCAAGCCUUCUACCAGUAUGCAAAAACGUUCAACUCGGAUGAGUUUGACUAUGAUGAGCUGAAGAACUCUGACUACAUUUUCAUGAGGUGGAAGGAGCAGUUCCUGGUCCCUGAUCACACCAUUAAAGACAUCAGCGGUGCUUCCUUUGCUGGUUUCUACUAUAUUUGCUUCCAGAAGUCCACAGCCACCAUUGAGGGGUACUACUACCACAGGAGCUCAGAAUGGUACCAGUCUCUGAACCUCACCCAUGUUCCAGAACACAGUGCAGCCAUCUAUGAGUUUCGCGUGGGCAAUAGGACACACGCCUUUGUUAGCCAGUCUUACCGCUGUGUGGGGCCCUACAACACCAAGGACACUAAGAACAGGCCUUUUAAAGUGGCCUUGGAUGAGAGGCUGGACGUGCUCAUCAAAGACCCAGCAGGCUGGUGGCUGGUGGAGAACGAGGAUAAACAGUUGGCCUGGUUCCCUGCUCCCUACCUGGAGAUGUGUGAGGCAGAGGAGGAUGAAGAUGAAAUGAAUGGAAUUCCCUUGGGGGGAACUCUCUACUGUGCUGUGAGGAGUUACUCCACUAACAAUAGUGACGAGGUGCCUGUUCCUAUUGGCUCUGUGGUAGAGGUGCUGAGGAAAUCAGAUGACGGUUGGUGGUUCAUCGGGUAUAAUGGAAGGAUGGGCUAUGUUCCUUCCAUGUACCUGCAGCCCUACAACAACCCACGUGCUGGCCUCCACACCCUGCAGAGGAAGCUGCACAGCUCCUCUCUCAAUCUGGCAACCCACAUGAACAGCUCUACUCUCAACCUGGCAUCAAGUGGUGGAAGCCAAUCUAGCAACCGCUACCCAGCCACCCUGUAUGAGGAGACAGAGCUUAAGGAGCAUACUACCCAGCCCAGGGGUAAUCCGUACCGGGCUCCCCAUCUCCAAAAGACCCGCUCUCUGGAGCUCCUGUCUGAGACCCGUCUCGGCAUGGCCGUCCCUCCAUCCCAAAGAGAGAGAAAAGACCUGGAAUCCACGCCGAAUCCGGCAAACCACAAGAGCACCAUCAGCGGGGCAGAGUCCUCCAUCUCUGACUUCAGCUCGUCAGGCAUUGAGUCUCUGGGCCGGAGUGUCAGGGCAUAUUCCUCCAGUGAGGAGGACCCCCUAAGCCCCCCACACAGCCCCAAGACCUCACCCGAGCCAGGGGAGAGGAAUAGUGGCCGCAGCCGCCCAGAUGAGAGCCUCUCCUCCAGCUCCAGGCCUGAGGCUGGGUCCUGUAAGAUGCUCACCGCUGUCCCCAGGGUGCCCACGCGACCCAGAGCCCAUGAGAUCCUGAGUCGGUGUACCACCAUGACCCGAAAGGCUGCCCUGGCCUCCUGGGGGGAGUUCUCCCUGCAGGACCCCAUCCAGACCCACGAGAAAGGUUGGCAGCAGUGGUAGGGGAAGUGGGAGAUACGGUCAUGGGGAGCCGUGGGGAGUGCUGGUUUUGGGGUUAGGUUAAAACUCGUCUCUCGUGGUCGACUUUACAUGUAGCGCAAUACUUUGAGAAUGGCUCAUGAGACUAUGGUUAAAUUAGCAUAAGAACGCCUAUGCUGUAUGCUACACUAACUAUGACUCCAUCCAACAAUUUUUAUGUGAGUAAUGUACCUGUCAAAUAAAAAACUCUUGACAGGCCUUUUAUCCAUAAUCAGAGUUAAGAUGGGAAGAAAACACAUUGUACUUCUGUUCUUUAUUCAGUAACUUAAAAGUUACGUGACAAAGUACUUUUUCAGAUGUGUAAAGUCUCAUACGCUUUAGAUCUACCCCCUUGUAGUUCACCAAUGACUGGUUUGUUUGUAGUUCACCAAUGACUGGUUUUUUUGUAGUUCACCAAUGACUGGUUUGUUUGUUGUAGCCUACAUUUCAUACUUCUAUUGGUGUCUGAAGUCACUGUUAUUCCAUACUGGAAUUUUACUGUAACUAUUUACCAUUACUGUCUGUAUGCCUUAUAUGCAUGUCUAACUAAUAUAGUGUGCAUUAAACAAUAUC
Molecule: messenger RNA, 2555 nt
Organism: Oncorhynchus nerka (sockeye salmon)
Lineage: Eukaryota; Metazoa; Chordata; Actinopteri; Salmoniformes; Salmonidae
Product: NADPH oxidase organizer 1-like
Exons: 10
Coding region: 192-1967 (591 amino acids)
Biological process (GO): protein targeting to vacuole; proteasome-mediated ubiquitin-dependent protein catabolic process; protein catabolic process in the vacuole
Cellular component (GO): GID complex; cytoplasm
Molecular function (GO): protein binding; phosphatidylinositol binding; superoxide-generating NADPH oxidase activator activity
Source: RefSeq, a predicted model, not a curated record